Fusarium keratoplasticum is the source of this 1191-nucleotide messenger RNA. RefSeq lists its product as uncharacterized. The coding region runs from base 1 to 1191 and encodes 396 amino acids. NCBI's taxonomy places the organism in Eukaryota, Fungi, Ascomycota, Sordariomycetes, Hypocreales, Nectriaceae. The record is from RefSeq and is a predicted model, not a curated record. The transcript is spliced from 2 exons.
AUGGAGGCAGUGACAGAGACCCGUAUCAAGGAUGACGCCAAAGAAUUGGCUGCAGAGCCCAGCGGCAGUGGAGGCGGUGGAGGCGGUGGCUUGGAGGGAGAAAGUCCCGAGGAAAGCGGAACUGCGACCACUGGCACAGCAGCUGCUGCCAGGACAGACAAAGGCGGCAUGCCGGGGGACAAUUCAGGACAGAAUCAAGGCGGCGGCUUAGGGGGUACUGGCGGUGGCCAGUCGACAACAUAUGUCGAAUUCCCCAGGGGCGAGCACUACGUUCCCGUCUAUUACAUGAGCGAUGGCCACGCCGCCAUCGAGUACAGCACCAACGACAUCGUCCUGAAGAACAUUUACUGGCAAACAACCGGCUCAGGUGGCAAUAAAAUUGCCAAUGCCGUUUACAAGUCGGGGGAUGACAACCCUGAAUUAACCAAGGGGUUUCAGCAAGUCACCGACCAUGAACUUACACUCUUGCUUGAUGAAGCCAUCCUGAAGGGGUACUUUGACAAGACCAUGGAGAUUCUGGUUGACUGGGAGUCCGAGGACAAAAAGUUUACUGGCAACACUCGUUCGCUCUACUUCACUGUCAGUAACAAAUCCCAACCCGACACAACGUUGCAGGAGAAAAUAGAGGCCUCGGCCAGUAGCGAGGUAUCUCUCGAGACGACAACCGCGGCGACAGCCACCUCCUCUGCUUCAGCAACAGAUUCUGCCUCGGACUCUAGUGGAGGAGGUGGUGGACUAUCCACUGGUGCAAAGGCAGGCAUUGCUGUGGGCGCUGUGAUCGGUGGUCUCUUGAUCAUUGGUGCAUUGGCCUUUUUUCUCCUCCGCCGACGUCGUCGCAGCAAGCAGCUCGGCGAGGACUACACCUCUCAGCAAGCGUACACUGUGGACAAGGAGACUCACGGUCGUGCUACGGAUUCACCCAACUCUCCCUACUCGGAUGAGAACCAAGUUCAGCCCGUCGCACUCCAGAACAUCAGCCACGAUCACGAGGAGCAGACGGCCCGCGGAACUCCUACACCGAACAACCUCCCUCGCACAUCCACGGGCUCCCGCAACGCCCCUACGCCCCAGGGCAUGUCAUCCAAUGUGGCUCACCUGGUCGAGGAUGGCAUGACGGCCGAGGAGAUUCGGAGGCUGGAGGAAGAGGAACGCGAGCUGGACGACGAGAUCGAGCGUGCUGCAAGACGGUAG